Bufo bufo (common toad) is the source of this 1473-nucleotide messenger RNA. RefSeq lists its product as uncharacterized. The transcript is spliced from 3 exons. The record is from RefSeq and is a predicted model, not a curated record. Lineage: Eukaryota; Metazoa; Chordata; Amphibia; Anura; Bufonidae. Bases 1 to 1473 code for a protein of 490 amino acids.
AUGUCUCUGGAAGGAAUUGAGAACUUUUCCCUUCCGGGCACUCCGGCUAGAUCCAUCACCUUAGCCCAAGGAGACGAUCUUGCCAGCCCAGCAUCCAUCAGAGCCUGGACAAUUCCGCGUAUCACGGCGGAAUUGAAGAGACGGCAGAUCCCCUUCCCCGCCACGGCAAGGAAAGCGGAGCUUUUCCGACUACUACGCACGUCAACCAGUAAUGCGGAGGCAGGGGAAGGACCCAGCCAGUCCAGCACGGGGGAUAUACACGCCAUGCUGGCCUCUUUGAUGACGUCCAUGUCCAGGGUCAACGACAGGUUAGAGAGGCUGGAGUCGGUCACCACAUCCCUCUCCUUGGCAGGGCCACCACCGGCAGCGUCACCGGCACCAUCCGGUUUGCCAGUGGGCGUGCCAUCCAUCAACCCAGAUGACCAAGAAGUCAGCCCGGCGCACAUGAUACCGGAGCACUUGAAAAGGGACAUUCUGGAAGCAUUUAUGUCUCAGCACCCAUCCAGACAUCUCACGGAUUUCCUCGUGGCAGGGCUGACAGAAGGCUUCCACACGGGCAUCCUGCACAUGCCGACAGGCACCCUGGAAUGUCCAAAUCUCCUAUCCGCCCAAGGCAACCCCACCGCAAUUGACGCCCUCAUAGCCCAGGAAGUUGCAGAGGGUUUCGUGCUAGGACCAUUCAAGACACCCCCAUUCACCACAUGGCGCACCAAUCCCAUUGGCAUCGUCACCGGGAAAUCUUCCCAGAAACAGAGGCUAAUCAUCGAUCUAUCGGCACCACACGGCUCAGCCGACCCCAGUCUCAACUCCCUCAUUCCGUCGGAGGAAUUCUCACUCCAAUACACCACUAUAGAUCACGCCAUCACCGCCAUCAGGCAAGCAGGGGUCGGAGCAUGGCUCAGCAAAACCGACAUCGCCAAUGCGUUCAAAUUGCUACCAAUUCACCCAUCGCUGUGGCACCUUCAUGGCAUCAAGUGGUCCGAAAACUAUUAUUUUUUCUCCCGGUUGACCUUCGGAUCCAAAAGUAGCCCAGCCAUUUUUGACACAUUCGCGGAGGCACUUUGCUGGUUGCUCUUGAACGUAGCAAGAUGCCCGAUGGUCUUGCAUUACCUGGAUGACUUUCUACUCGUGGAGGAAAACAUCUCCCCUCCCGCCAGCCUCAGGGCCACCAUCAAGCUGUUCGGGGAACUUGGGGUACCCAUCUCCACAAAGAAAACAGAGGGGCCGGACACAGUCAUCACCUUCUUGGGCAUUCAGUUGGAUUCUGCCUCUAUGCAAGCCAGUUUGCCACUCGGGAAGAUCCAGAAAACCACAGGGAGUAUUGUGCAGUCAGAGAACAAACCAGCCAGAUUCCUUCAGCAUCGUAAUGAUGUAAUCACAAUAGUCAGUUACAAUCCAACAGGUUAUGAAAAGCUUAAAUAUGAAUAUGUGUGGAGAAGGCUUAAAUUGUAUCAAUAUGCCAAACAUUGGUGA